This is a messenger RNA of Gryllus bimaculatus (two-spotted cricket), 4616 nucleotides long. The record is from the annotation of a GenBank genome assembly. Lineage: Eukaryota; Metazoa; Arthropoda; Insecta; Orthoptera; Gryllidae.
UGAGCACACUUCAAUUUCGCUCAAGAAUUACAUUUCCUAAUAGUAAAUUAUUCUGAAAAUUUGUUUAUUAUGUUGUCUGCACUGUGUAAACAUUCCGACUGCACUUUUGAAUCAUGGUAUUUUGGUGGGAAAAUUUCACGUGUGGCACGGUGAAAGAUUUGAGUGAUGUGAAAUUUUGUAACAAGAUAAGUGUAUGUAUUAGUAAUUAUUUCCUUUGUAAAUUUAAAAAUAAGGUCUCACAAUAACACACAAUGUCUGAAAAAAAGAAUCUCGUCACGUUGGUGCCUAUUUGUUCACUUUCAAUCGGUGAUCUUGCCCGUAAGGGAUGGAAGCCGCGCAAUAAGCAGAUCAUUAGUGAUGUAAACAGAGAUGAAUACACUAGCUCAUCGGAUGAUGAUUUGAGUAUAUCAUUUAGCUCAUCUCCUGGAACCUCCGAAACUAAAGACAAUCUUAAUACAAAAAAUGCCCGGCAUAUUGUAACCAAGUUGAAUUUUGAUGACUGUAUUGUGAAGGCUAAUCAAGUUUCUAUUGCUACUGUUGAGCGAAUUAUUAAACCUCUAAAUGCAGAUGAAUGCUCUACCAUACCCGAAGUAGGAGACUGUAGUACAGUAAGGUCAUGUCAAGAGCAUGAACCUCAAUUUAACACAUUUGCUUCUCUUCAUUUAUUAAGUGAUGAAAUGACUUGUGUCCCUGAGUCACCUAAUGUUGGUGCAUUCAAUAAAACAAAACGUUUUGAAGGUCUUCAGUUUGUUCAUGAUGAGAAAAUUACUCCUUGUAAAGAAAGAGAGACAAAUAGUGAAGAAUUUUUAAUAUGCUCACCACCGAAAUGCUAUAACUUAAAAGAACAUUUCAAAAUUGUGGCACCAACGACAGAAGAAUCGCCCAUGGUAUUAGUAAAUGAUUCAUCACCAUUGAAAAUUCGCAGCUCUUCACCUGUUAUGCAGUCUUCUAGGAAGAAGAAAAAAAUUUCUUCAGAGAAUCAGUUUUAUGAAUUACAGAUGCAAAAAGAUAAUAAAAAUAAUUCAAUGUUAGUUGCAGUAGACCCAGUGUUGAAUCAAAAGAAAGAAAACAGUUUACAUGGAGAUGAUUUUUCAAAUAUUUAUUCUGAUAUUGACACAGUUGGUGUGAAACUUGACUGUGAAAUGUCUAGUUUGGAUCUUGCAGGUCUUUUACAAAGCCCUACAUCAUCACAGACACCCAUAAGAUUGUCUAAAGACAAUAUAUCAUCUCCAAUUUUGGGAUCUAAGAAAAAAAGACAGUUUUGUAAGUAUACCAAAGAUAAGAGAAUAAGGAAACACACAGGUUCAGUGAGUUCUGACAGAAAACCUUUAAUGCCAGUUAAUAAAAAUGAGAAUGUUUCGAUUCAGAAUGUGUGUGAGAAAGGAAAUAUGGUGGAAGAAGAACUUUCAUCAGUGACAAACUCUGAAAACAACUGUAACAACAAAAUUAAAGAAAUGCAUUCUAAAUCACGCAUCGAAAUAUCUAAACCAUCAGAGAAUGAAGAAGGGAAACAAUUCAAUGUAAUUAUUGAUAUAACAAAUCAGAUAUCGCAGGGACAAAAGCAAGAUGAAAUACACUUAAAAUCACCCGGUGUGGAUAUGUUGAGAAAUUGCAUUCAAACUUCUGCAACUGAGAGAAGUUUAACUUUUCAAAAUAAGGAUGAUGAGGGUUAUACAUUGGUUAAAUUAAAUGAUAGUGUUUCUCCAUCUCAAACUAUUUGUGUUUCAGCAAAUAAACUUUCAAGACGGAGAGUUAAGAGAAAACUUAAGCUUACCAACUUUACGUCUCAUAAAGAAUAUACUCAAUCACACCCUUCAUGGUCUCAGACUUUUGUUACUCAAGAGACUGUUACAUAUUAUUGUAUUCGCAAUUCCGAUGCCAUGAAUGCAAACUCGGGCAGAGAACCUUCUCAGUUGUUAGACAUAUUUAAAGCAAAAUUGCCUUCCAAUGCUGAAGAUCAAAUGACACAUGAUAGCCAAGAUCUUCAGUUAAUGGAAACUCAAGACCAAGCACUUGCUGACAGUUUCCUGGACCAAGGUAUUAGUUGUCUCCCUGAUAAUGAUUGUGAUAAAAGUUGUUAUGUUAUAUCACUGGAUUGCACAACCCAAAUUUCAAAGUUUAAUGAAGAAGCAAAUGGUAGAGAUAAAGCACUAUCAACAUCUGAAGAAACCCGAAACACUUCAGUUAGUCAGGCAAUAGAUCAAAAUGAAAAAUAUUCUUCUGAAAUGUCCAUUUCUAGUGAUAUUAUUGAAUGCUCUCAGGUAAUAGUGGAUUCUAGCAUGAGAGCAAAACGUGUGAAAGCAAACAUUUACAAACACAAAAUUAAUGGCUUUGUUCACUGCAAUAAUUUUGAUACAAGACCCUUUGUUUCUGUUGCUAGAAACAAAGUUUAUAGUGGUAAUAAAUCCAAUUCUUCUAGGAUAGAGAAUGAUAUUUUGAAUACAUCCAAUUACAUUGAAAAUGUAACAUCAGAUGAAGAAGAUACAUCUCCAGAAAAUAAUAAGAAAGUUGCCAGAAUAGUUUCAAAUUCAAGAAAGACAAUGCCAUGUUUAUCUGUUAAAUCAAACUUGGACAACACAUGUAAUAUAUUGGAUGAAGUCAACCAAUUAUGUAGAACCCCAGACAAAAAGAAGGACACAGAAAAUUAUGUUACUCCAGUCAAAAAUGUAUUAAAUUCAGUUCCUGAAAUGGAAAAUAUUUUCCAGCCAAGUAAAACACAGAUAGAAACAGAUACUUUGAGCCAGCAUAUUUCAUGUAUUGGAACUCUGAGAAGUUGUAGAAUGUCACAGGAGGAGUCUCCCAGACCAUCUUUCUCUGAAAAAUAUGAAUCACAGGUGCACAUCUCUUCUGGAUCAUCACAGGAUCCUGAUCAGGGCCAUUGCACGCCUCCAAGAAUGGCUAUUCCGCCAGUAAAUAUGGAUUCAGGGAAAAAAAGGAAGCGACUGAAAAAGGAUGGUCUAGCAGCUCGUCUGCAGCGAUUACUAGCUCAUAAGCAAGCAGCAACACACUUAUGCAAAUAUGAAGUGUCUGUUGGAACUCGGCGACCAGGAGAUUCUGUGCUUUUGGUAAAGAAUGCUUGGAUGGAGUAUAGUCGAUUGCUUGUAUUAUGUUCUCCCUGCCCUUCUGUUGAGCAGUUACAGAAUUCCAAUAAAGAUAUCAGAAAUGAUGCUGCAAACCAAAGUAUUCAGGAAAUGUCUACAAGAGAUCCUGAGGAGAAUAUAGCAUCAUUAUGGGUUUUGGUACUGGAUCCAGUCGUUUUACCUCUUACCCAACUUAAAGUGAAUGCUGUUAUUAGAAUAUAUGCUCCAUGGCAAACUUUGUAUGUUCCACGAUUUGCUGUGACCCUGGUAUUAGAUGUUACCUACAUUGAAUUGGUAUCAUCUUCUUCUAAAGGAUUGUCACCUACUCAGACAUAUGCUGUUUGUGGAGUGGAAACAUUUCACUGCCCAUGUGUGGAUGGUACCAGCAAACCAGAGAAUUGUGAGUUUCAGUUACCUGAUAGGGGUAAUCAACUAUGGACAUUACUGUCCCCAGCUCUUACAAAAUCUCAAAUGUCUCUGAGUCAAAAAUGUAAUAUGCAAAUUGCAACAAUGGACUUGGGAACGCAGAAAGGCACUAUAGCAGAGGCUAUAAUGCAGCAUAGCCGUGCUCUUACAAGUGGCAUUUGGUUGAGAGUGAAAAUUCUCAGAAUAUUUUGUUACAGGUUUGAAGCUUUUGCAUUGAAAGUUUGUGUAUGUGUCAGGAGGUGUGUGUCAGAUGUUGAUGAAGAGUCCGCAUUAUCUUGGCCAGUGUGCAAACAAUGCCAACGUGAUUUAAUAGAGCACAAACAUCACCACCAGCUAUUAUGUGAGCAUUGUGGCCUUACUGAUCCGGUAACAAAAUUAUCUCUGGAUGUUAUCUUGUAUUGCAGUAAUCUGCCUAAACUGCACAUUAAAGUGAAGCUAUUGCAGAAAUCCAUCCUCUCUCUUCUACCUGGAGCACUUGAAGGAACUCGUUUUGAAGUUGAAAAUGUCUUGGGAAAGCCAAUUGGUCCAUUGGUCUGUGUGGUGCUGGAAGACAGUCCACCUCGGAUUAGUUCUUCUUCUUAUGAUAUGUUACUUCAAGAGGUUCAGUUUUUGGGAGAAAGCUAUGAACUGACUAAUUAAAAAGAAAGUUAUCAUAGUAACUUGGGUUUACUGGCCAUUGGUAUAGUGAAAAUGUAUUUAUUUGUAGUUCCUCUGUAAAAUAAUUCACCAUUUUCUUCUAAUUGAUUUUGUUCUGCAUUCAAUCUUGUGUAAGGACUACCUGUAUAAAAAAUUACAAUUAGUUUUGAACUACGUAGAAGUAUGUCCCUCUUCAACCUUUGUGAAGUAAUUUAUUUUUUGUGUAUUGCAAUUCAAGUUUAUUUAUUCUAUUGUCACGAGGGAACAUAUUUUCUUUUUAAAUUAUGUUCAUAUGUGUUUCUAAAUUUGUUAAAAGAUGUUUAUUUUAAUACACAAAGCAAUGUAAAUAUGAUUAAAUACUGGUGUGUAAAUAUUUUCUUAGAAAAUGGAAACCUAAUUUUUUAUGUGCAAUUAUUUUGUAUAUGUCCAAGUUGUGUAUAUUAAACAUAUUUUUUUAAUAUAAUAAAUAAUUAA